AUGUCCAACUCCGUCAAUAUACCAAUGCAAGCAAUUGUCUCCGCCGCUACCUUGUCACUUCAGACUCCACCAGUCUACAAUAAAGAUAAGCGUUCAAAUAGAAGAAGAGUCUCCUGUGGAUUCCAUCACAAGAGACAUCAAGCCUGUCCAGAGAACUGUGAAGGUCGUGUCACUCAUCCACCCGAACCACACGCACCAUUCCAAGAUAAAUUCACUGUCGGUUGCUCAGAGUGCAAGGCCUACUUCCAAAAUAAAGUUUACAUGAUUAAUAAUCAACAACAACCACAACAAGUCCAACAACAAGUACAACAAGUUCAACAACAACCAUCUUUUGCUUUCUACCAACAACAACAACAACAACAAUCACAACAGCAAAAUAACAUUUCCAAGAAUAUGAAUAACAUGAAGAAACGCAUCGUCAUGUUGGACACUACCAAACCAAUCGUGAACUUGGAGCAACCAUCGUUCGAGAGUGUCUCACCAAUCUCAUCAUCGCCAGCCAGUUCACGUCCAUUGUCGCCAGUUAGCAAUGGUGCCUCUGAAGUACCAACCUUCAAGAAUAGCAACAUGACCAAGAUCAAUCUUUUGAAUCUAACUUCCAAGUUGGAUCAUCACGAUUUAGUCAGCAACAACGGUCAAAUGAAGCGCAAGUCACCAUCGUCACCAGAGUUGUUGUUCUCUGACGACAGUGCCAACAGUUCACCAAUUGCCGCCUUUGUUCCAAGUCCAUCGCAAUCUCCAACCAUCACUCCACGUCCAGUGUCAUUGAUGAUGCCAUCGCCAACUCAUUGCAACGGUGCCGCCGUCUCCUCGGGAUCUGCCGUCGCCCAGCCAUCGACACUCGUCGACUCGUCACUCUUGAUGGUCCUCGAACAAGAAGCCCAAAAAGAGUUGUUUGUCCAAAAGGAACAAGAGUUGUUUGGCAAGCUCAAGUCACAGAAGGAGGAGCUCGACCGUCUCGAACGUCAACAACAGUUGAUCGACUACCAAAAGAUCCAACAGCAACACGAAGUCAAGCGUCUCAAGAGAAAGCACGACGAGCUCGAAUCACUACGUGUCAAGCUCGACCAAAUGGAGAAGGAUCUUCGUUCCAAGGAAGACUCAAUGUCACGCCGUUUGGAGUCACUCUCACCGUCCAACCUAUUCUCACAACAAAUCACAAACAACCAACUUCCAAAGCUUCACAUCAACACCAAUCUUUUAAAACAAGCCGCCACCACCACCGAUUUCGACUUUUCAUCAUCACCAACCUCUUGCAAUAGUAAUCAACAACAACCAAUCAAGCUUUCACCACUUCUUUUAUCCUCGAAUUUCGAUAGAUCACCAGUCGUUCCAGAUACCAACAAAAAUGUUCCAAUGUCAUUCAUGCAUUUGUUGAAUACCUCUCAGAGCAGUUAA
Molecule: messenger RNA, 1398 nt
Organism: Heterostelium album PN500
Lineage: Eukaryota; Evosea; Eumycetozoa; Acytosteliales; Acytosteliaceae
Product: coiled-coil domain-containing protein
Exons: 1
Coding region: 1-1398 (465 amino acids)
Source: RefSeq, a predicted model, not a curated record